Molecule: messenger RNA, 1029 nt
Organism: Amblyraja radiata (thorny skate)
Lineage: Eukaryota; Metazoa; Chordata; Chondrichthyes; Rajiformes; Rajidae
Product: uromodulin-like
Exons: 6
Coding region: 1-1029 (342 amino acids)
Source: RefSeq, a predicted model, not a curated record
AUGGGACGGGGCGUCAACACUGAGAAUGGGGAGAUCCCACAUUGUGGAGAGAGGGACCGGGGAAGACGGAAGCGGAGGGAAAACAACAUUGGAUUCCGGGGAAUGUUGAACGGGGAUGGGGUGCGUUCCGGUGGAUGGAAGGUUCCGGAGACUGACGUUCCAGUGGUUCACUGCUCCGGGAAGUACCCAGGCUGGUCACCAUCCCAGCGUGGGAGACGGGGAGGUGACCAGGACAGUCUGUUGCACUGUGAACAGUUGCAUCUGCUUUUGGAACCGGUGGUCAGGGUAAAGAACUGCAUCAGUUACUUUGUGUAUCAGCUGUGGCCGUCACCCCACAAUUACGCUGUGUAUUGUACAGCCACAGACUCCGCACUCGGUGACCCGUGUUUGACCCACACCGUCCUGGAUCAGCCUUGGAGGAGCACGGAUUGUUCCAACACUGAGUGCAGCAGAGGGACAUGGAUGGAUGAUGGAAAUCUUGCAGUGGGAUGGUACAGAUUUAACAGUUCCGGUGGAUGGAAGAUUCCAGAGACUGUCCUUCCAGGAUAUCACUGCUCCGGGCUGUACCCAGGCUGGUUAACCGGUCCCCAUCCCAGCGUGGGAGACGGGGAGGUGACCAGGACAGUCUGUUUCACUUCGCACAGUAACAUCUGCUACAUGAACAGGGAGAUCAGGGUGAAGAACUGCACUGGUUACUUUGUGUAUCAGCUGUGGCCCUCAGCCUACUACCACGCCUACGCUUUGUAUUGUACAGGUAGGUCCCCGUUCCCCAGUCACACGGGUUCUCAUCCCCUGGUCUGGCCUGUGACCGCACUUGGUCCAAUCGCUCCGUGGGUUCCAGCCUCUCCCCCUCACCCCUGGACCUAUACUUCCCUCCCCCUCAUGGAAACAUCACUCUCACCCCUCCAUCCUGGACUCUUCACUCUCUCUGGCACCAUCCACUACCCUACUCUUCCCCGACCAUGUCCCCUCCCAUUGGUACAGUCCCCUCCGCUCGUGUGUCCUCCUCCCCACUUGCCCCAACACUGA